This is a messenger RNA of Closterium sp. NIES-65, 3051 nucleotides long. The record is from the annotation of a GenBank genome assembly. NCBI's taxonomy places the organism in Eukaryota, Viridiplantae, Streptophyta, Zygnematophyceae, Desmidiales, Closteriaceae.
AUGGUGUCACAUCUACGCCGCCCUAAUCCUUGCGCUCUGCACUGUUGUAUGCAAAAAGUUCCCGAUACCGUCCGGGACUUUGACGCGGGCUCCGGCCUGCUAGCAAUGAGCGCGUUGAUCAGGGUUGUGAGGCGGUUCCAUCUCCUGACCGGCGACCUCCGUCGCAUUGCCACCAGCAUGGACAAGCCCACCGUCUCGGGGUUGAAAGCAUUGCGGAACGAGUUGGUAGCCCUCAUCAAGAAGCAAGUCCCGCUCAUACGGUCGGGGAAAAUCGUUGUUGAUGCCGACGCCUGUGACGACGACGGCGAAGAAGUCCAUUCUGCAUCCGUAGCAGCAGGGGUCGCCCCGAACAUUGCUGAUGCGCGUGGCAAGUCGAAAGUCGGCGUCGACGAGGCCGAUGCGGUCGUAGGAAAGGGGGUGACCGGGACUGAGGUUGUUCACGGGGAUGAUGAUGGGGUCCAGGAUCGCGAGGAGGAACGUGAGGGUGAGGGGGGCUCGGAGGAGUCGUCGGGGUCGAGGUCGGGGUCGGGGUCGGGGUCGGGGUCGGAGUCGGAGUCGGAGGAGGAGCAGGAGCAGGAGCAGGAGACGCAGGAGCACGAGAGGCAGCACCAGGAGGAGCAGUUGGUAGAGGUGGAGGACGUGGAAAUGGCGGAGGGGUACGUUGUUGGAGGAGCGGAGGAAACGGGUGGGAGAUCGGCGGAUGUCGAGAACGACAAAGGGGAGGGGAAGGGUGCGACAGCGGAUCUCGGCGAGGUCGGCGUGGAGGCGGCUCACGGAGGUGGUGGCAUGGUCGAGGUCGGUGAAGGGGUUAACGCCGCGGUCCCGAAGAAGAGGGGCGUGGAUGUGCAUACCGAUGCCACCGUGGAGAAGGCCGGGGGGGAGCGGUCUAGGAGGAAGAAAGCGGCGAGCGGUCAUCCCGGUUCCACCGCGGCUGGGCGGCAAACGCGGCUGGACGUCGUCGAUCAGCUGAGAGCGGAGAACAGGCGAUUGCGUGCAGACAAUGCACGCCUUGAACUGCGGCUCGGUGAGCAGACGGGGCGGGUCGACAGCUUGGUAGCGGCAUUAGCUGGGCUCCUCGAGAAGGUGAAGGGUUUGACCGCCCAGGUCGCCGACACCGACCGGAAAUCGGAGGAGCGCCUCAAAGAGGCCACGUCGACCAUGGCGACCACAAUCACCGAGGGCCUCACCGACAACAUGGACAGCGCAAUUCAAUCGGCCAAGUCCUUCGCCGAGCUAGCGAGGCAGAUGCUGCUGGAUCUUAACGGCCCCAAGGGACGAGCGGCGGUCGCACGCGCGACCGCGGUGAAGACAUUGACCGAGCACGUGACGGCUGAGGUGGGCGAGGCGAGGAAGGGGUUACCGUCUGCUGGGCGACCUGCCGACGUCCCGCGCCAUGCCGACGAACCGUCUGCCGACAAGGUUGGCCGCGCGGGAAAAGGGGCGGCAGUUGCGGACGCGCUCAAGGAGCAGCUCAGGCUCCUAGCCAGCCACAGGGCUGUUCAACAGCCCCCCCCUGCUGUCGACGUCCCAUCAGCCAGUGUGCCACGUGUAGUGCUGGUCGUCGCCGCCCGUACUCCUACAGACCCAAAGUCCGCGUUGCUGCGCGCCCAGCUGGGCGCACUAGCGUCGACUGCGAGGACUCAUCAGGCUUCUGGCUGUGGCGCUAAGCCGUCGUCGGCGAAUGUCGCACCACCCACCCAUGUGGCAGCUGAUGUGGAGAAGGCGACGGAGAAGGGCGUUCGUGUCGCGCUUGCCACCGGCGGCGGCGCUGUUGAGGAGCCUUCGGCGGGACUCGUCGGCAUCGCGGCAGAGCCUAGUGCGAUCGGUGAUGCAGUCGGUGAAGGAAAGUCGAAACGGAAGGGGAAGGCGGGCUCACAGAGGAAGACGCGGCAGAAGUCGGAGGUGAAGGCGGCAGAUAAACAGAAGGGGAUGGCAGCGGAGACGGCGGUGGACAAAGAUGGAGGCGGCAUUGCGGAGGUUGAAGGGAAAGGGGAGAAUCAGGAGAAGUCGCCCGGCGAGGAAGAAGAGGAGGAGGAGGAGGAGGAGGAGGAGGAGGAGGAGGAGGAGGAGGAGGAGGAGGAGGAGGAGGAGGAGGAGGGGAAGGGCAAGGAGAGGAGGGGUCAUGGCAUCCGACACGAUACCUCGGGCGACAAGCAAGGGUGGGUCGGCGAGAUUAAGGUGCACGGCAUCAAUCGAUACAUCGGCAAGUCGCGGGACAAGAUGGAGCUCGCGUACGUUAACUCCAUCGCGUACGUCGUCUACGACAGUUUCGUGAGCAAGGUGCUCAUGACCGAGCUCACUGGCUUGGACAGCGCCGAAUUGGAGAGGUGGAAGGAGGUGUGGGAGGAGGUCAAGAUCUUGCCGACAGGGAUGUGGACGGUGAUGUGGGCCCGGGUCGAUGCUAGCACCGCGGAAGGCCGGGAGAAGUCGGCGUCCAUGAUGUCGGCGAUGAUAGGCCGCGUGUCAAUGUGCACUGCGUAUGGUAAGACCGCUGCGGCAGCGGCGAAGAAGGAGGGAGACAAGGAGGAGAAGACGGAUAUGGCGGCAUGGGCGUUAGCAGCAUCCGCAUGCGCUGUGUGGUGCUUCGUCGAGAACUGCAAUGCCCAGCUGGCGGAUGUUGUGGAAGAAGGGAAGUCGGCGGCAAUCAUCGGCGGAGCGAGCCAGGCGACCGCCGAUGUAUUCGGAAAAGUCAUGGAGGCGGUGCUGAACGCCGAGAUGAACAGGGACCGCCCCCUGGGAGAGGUUGCUUACAACGUCGCGCCAACACUCCAGAGGACCGCCCUUGAUAGGGUCUAUCCGGGGGGGAAUGCUGGAGUAGAUGCCGACGUUAUCGCUAGAGCGACGGUUGAGACGAUGGCGUUUUGGGGAAUGUGCCCCGUCGCCGGGCCGAAACUCAGAGCGAAGGACAUCGCGGUGCCGAUUGACGCGCAGAUGAAGGCCGAUCUUGACAACAGGGGGAGGAAGGGUCUGAGGGGCAAGAAGGGGACGAAGGCCAAGGGCGGCAUGGGGAAGAAGGGCAAGAAGGCGAAGAAGGACAGCACGACAGCCUAG